Molecule: messenger RNA, 2163 nt
Organism: Saccostrea cuccullata (small rock oyster)
Lineage: Eukaryota; Metazoa; Mollusca; Bivalvia; Ostreida; Ostreidae
Exons: 6
Source: RefSeq, a predicted model, not a curated record
GUUACACCGCCAGUUAUUUGGGUAAUUACAAUAUUUGGAAACCAAAGUUAUAUGAUCAGUUCUCCACACUGACUGAUGACAAGGUGUCCAUGUUAUUCUGCUUUUUGUGUUCUGACUCCAGCCCUCCUGACUUCACUGACACAGAGUGGCUGAACUGCCUUAACGUUAUACGACGGACAGUGUACGGUAAAGGGAAUCCUGUAACACGUGAGGAAGCACAGCAGACUCUGGACAGACUAAAGUCAAGUGAUUACCUUUGGGAAGAUCAGGGCAGGAUUACAAUGAACACAAAGGAUGAGACAAUGUAUAGGAUUGCAUCAAAAAGACCUUAUAUACCAUUCCUUUACAGUAGUUAUGACACAGUCAGUGUGUACCUGAGAUCAAUGGGGUACAAAAGAAAACCUGAAGAGAAGUGUGUCGUUAGUAACAGAAAAUACUGUGAUUCCUUACUGAUACUUCGUCUACAAAUGAACAUAUUGACUCACGUCACCAUGGAGGACACGAGUAUAUAUGACAAGAUACACCACAUAUUGAAUAUCCCAGAAAAUCAAAUUAAGAGCUGUGAAGAUGAACGAAGUAAAUUUCUAAGGACACUAAGAAGAGGGGAGGCUGUUCAUUAUAGAGGGAGGCCUGAGGACAGUGUAGAUCAUGUGAGGUGGCUUCUUGGAUACGGGUGUAGAGCGAGACAUGACAUUGUAAGAUCCUGUAUAGGCCUCCAACCGCACUGGGACAUUUAUAUUCUCGACAACAAAGCUUACAGAAAAUCAAGUGAAAUUCUUAGUUAUCCGCCGGAAGUCAGAUGUCUACUGUAUUGUUUACUGUUAAGUGAUCAAUAUCGGCUGAAUCUCAAUGAACAAUCUCACAGAAUCAUAAGGGACAAAAUCAAAGAUAGAUGUUUUAUAGAUCUAAAUGAUGACGAUUUGGUAGAUCUUCCUGAUGGAAUCACAGAGACUCAUAAAGGUGUUAUAACCUUUAUAUCAGAGGACAUCCGACAUGACGUCAUGAACGCCUUUGUUACGGAGUGUCUGGUGGAGGAGAGUGAUCUGGAGUUUUUCCUGACCACGGCGUCACGUGACGUGAUAUCAGAAUACUGCCGGACCUGGUGGUAUACGAAGAGUAGGGGAGAGAGAUGUCUGUAUUUACCGGACAGUCCGGAGAAAUUGUACUACCUCUUCAUAGACAAACUACAGCUGGACAUUAUUACACACUGUACUGUGUCUGACAGGGGGAUUCAUGGAAGGAUCAGUCGACUUUUUCAACCAAUUCAUGAUCUACAGCAACAUAUUUUUGACAUUGCAUCUCGUCAUCGAUGGAAAGAAAAUAUUCCCAAGGAGUGGUCCUUCUUUGAAAUAGAAAUUAAUCAAAAGAAAGAAUCAAAGAGGAUUUUAGACAUUGAGAAUUUAACAACAAAGCUUACCGGCAACAAUGACCAAAAGCAAGAGGAAUUGAAAUCAAAGAAGGAUAUGUUACGAUAUUACCAUGACGCAGGGAAGGCUCUGUAUUUCAAUGAGGAGGGACUUCAGCAAUAUGUCGUUAUUGACGUUCAAUGGUUUACUGAUGCUUUCAAACACAUUAUCACUGACAAACUUCAUUUUAAAGAUAUCCCUGCUGCACAGGAGGAUUGGAAUGAAUACUACAACACCGGAAAUUUAAGAAAUGAACUUCUAACAGAGAUCUGGAAACAGGAAGAUAAAAGAUUUAAAGAUCAGUUGAUGGAAGCAAACAAUAAGGAUCUCUAUUCCUACAGUAAAGAAUAUGAAUUCGACUUUAAAGUUGAUCCCCGAUAUCUUCUCUUUCACAAGGAAGUACUACUCAAUUUUAUGCAAAGACUUGGUUUGAUAGCUGUUGGUCAAAACUCCCAUUAUGUUCCAAGCAUGAACCGUAAGGAAAUAGAGUCAGCAAUUCCAAAGCUUAUUCAAAGAUCGGAAAAAACAUCAAUACAGUUACAGGUAUUUCACCCAGUUCCAGGGCGCUUGUUAGGAAAAGAUGAAACUUACAAAAUUCAGAAUACUAUAGAGAUUAUCUUAUAUGACAUUUCUGGAACCUUUCACAGAAGUCUGUUGUACGAAAUAGGUUUUAAAUGUCAAGAGGAAAGUGCAUGGAUGAUUGCAGUGGAUAUAAACGGACAAUUUGUUAAAGGCAAAUACGUAAAUGAAAAAGAUG